AGAGGAAAAGAAAAAACAAGAGUUGGAGAGGAAAGAGGAGGAGAAAAGGAGAAUGGAACAGAGGAGGGAGAAGGAACUAUGCAGUGCAAAAGGCAAAGAGCAGACCGCUAUUGAAAAUCUGGAGAGACUGUUCUCCUGCAACACUUCCCCAACACCCCCACCUCCUCGCCUUUCUUCUGUUACUGCACCUUCUUCAGGUCCAUUGCCCCCCUGCUCCCAGGCUUCACCCCCUUACCCCUGGCUCAGCCGUGGUGGCAUACUCCCCUGUCCACCAGGCCAGACAACCACCACCAUUACUCCUGUAGAAAGGCUGCGGCCGCCCCCUCUUACACCUCAAACAGAGUAUGCCAGAGAAAAGCAGAGGCAGAGGGAGAUGUGGAGCAACAGUGGCGGAACGACAUUCAGCCCCUCAUCAACACACAAUACCUCAGGGAUGAACCAGUCGGUAUACCCCAACAAGCCCCCGGCAAUGCAAGCCGCACCCAACCUAUCCAAAGACUCAGCCAGGGAGAGAGACAGCAGCAAACACUCUCUCCCCACCUUGGCACUUAGAGAGCCUCCCAAACUGUAUCAGGCUUUUCCCAGAGAAAACCCAACACCACCAUUAUCCUCCAGCUCUAUGAGGGGAAUCCUAAACCAGCAGAUGACAGGAAGUGGUUUGGAAAAUGCCAGUAGCUGCACUGCUGAAUCUGCCCAAUUUGAGGAAGAGCCAUCUGAGUUAUCCACACUGCUCCCCGAUGGUCUGGCUAACAUUAUGGCUAUGCUGGAUGAGUCCAUUAAAAAGGAAGAGGAGAUGUAUAACAGUGAAAAGGCUGGGUCCACAGGUCUCCUUGACAACUUUACUCCUUGUGUUCAGCCUAUCAAGAGCUACCUGAGUGCCCCAGACCUGAUUCCAGCAAUGAAGCAUCAGCCCAACCAGGAAGACUUUGGAUCCACUCCGCACGCUAGCCCUCCUGUGCUCAGUCGCCAAGGCUCCCUGGCAUCCCCUUGCAGCCGAACAUCAUCUCUCAAUGAGGAGGAUGAGGACUACUUUAAACCUUCUUCAAAUGUCCCUCUGAUCCCCAAACGGUCAAUGGACAUGGGAGUGGGGAACACCAAUUACCGCCACAGCGACUUGGCUAAACUUUAUGGCCUCCCCGAGCAGACGAAAAGUGAGGUUGAUGAGGAGGAAGAUGACGAGGACUCUGAGACACCGUCUUGUUCUCCACCACCCCAAAGACCCCACCUCCACCAAACGGGUGUAAACAGCAUGUUCAAGUCCCUGGCAACAGUCCAAGAGAGCCAGAAGUAUGCUUACCGCGGUGGACCUUUUGGGAGACCCCCUCCAUCAGCUCUGCUUGGGGUCAAAUAUUCCUCAUCGCUGUCACUGGGCCCCGAUAUCUGCCGCCAGCAGCAAGGCAGUUCACCGACGUCAGAUUCUACUAAUCCACCGUUUAGCCCAGCUUUCCCAUCCCUAAAGUCCUCCCCUCCUCUUCUAGAAGACAAAAAACUGAAAAUAGAGGACGCUCAUGACUGGAGAGAUGAUGGAGAGACAACAGAGGACAGAAUACACUCUACCCAAAAGAGGAGUAUUUCUACCUUAAAACCCAUUAAGGAGAUCAAAGAGGAGCAGCUGUUGACGACUAUCUCUGCGUCUUCUCUGGCAGAAUUAGGCAAAAGCUGCGAGGACAUGCUUAGUAGACAGUCCCUUCCUAGCCAUAACCCGCUUGAUAAACCCGAUGGCCAUGUCAAACUGAAAGACAGACACAAACCUGAGAAGGUAAAGGAACACAGAGAGAAAGAUAAGACGAGGAAGCAUGGUCACAGCAGCAGGAAGCACGAAGACAGGACAGAGAAGAAGAAGCAUAGAGAAAAGAGAGAGGAGAUGACCUUCUGCUCUUCAUCAUCAUCAUCAUCAUCUUCUUCCACUCAUUCCAGCUCCAGCCACAGGCGGCACAAGGAAAAGAAAGAUCGCAGAAUUCUCGGUGACCUCAACCUCCAGAGCAAGGAGGGGUCUGAGAAGAAUCGGGGUCAUUAUGACGCAGAAAAAACGAAACAUAAGGAAGCGUCCGGUGCCAGCUCCACCAGCGAAGGGGAGCAGGCAGAAUGGACCUCGAGAAGUUCGGGAGAAAGAUCUUCCGAGGACAAAAAAGACUCUGAAUCUGGUUCUUCGCUGGGUUCAACGGACUUCUUGAAACUGAAAGCGCUGUCAGAUGGGCCCCCCAAAGAGCUGAAGAUUCGCCUGAUCAAAGUGGAGAGCGGGGACAGGGAGACCUUCAUUGCCUCUGAGGUGGAGGAAAAGAGGAUCCCACUGGAGGACAUCACCAUUAAGAACUCUGCCAGUGAAAUCAUCAGGUCCUGCAAGGGGGCCAGAGUAAAAGGGAAGUUCAGAGAAUCUUACUUGCUCCCAGCCUUCUCUGUCAAGCCCAUCAUGACCUCAGAUGAACCCAUUCCCAGAGAGAAACUGAACCCUCCUACACCCAGCAUCUAUUUGGAGAGUAAGAGGGAUGCCUUCUCCCCUGUGCUGCUGCAGUUUUGUACAGACCCCAAGAACCCUGUUACUGUCAUCAGAGGCCUGGCUGGAUCUCUACGACUCAACCUGGGGCUGUUUUCUACAAAGUCACUUGUGGAAGCUAAUGCAGAGCAGGCGGUGGAGGUGAGGACUCAGGUACAGCAGCCUGCUGAUGAGAACUGGGACUCCAGCGGGACCGGCCAGACAUGGCCCUGUGAGAGCAGUCGAUCCCACACCACCAUUGCCAAGUAUGCCCAGUACCAGGCCUCCAGCUUCCAAGAGAGCCUGCAGGAGGAGAAAGGCAGCGAUGAUGAGGACGAUGAAGAUGAGAAGGAGAAGAAGCCCUCAAACAGUUUGGACACUCCAAGCAAGGACAGCUCUAAAGAAAGUAGCAGUGGUGAGCAGAAACAAGUGGGGAAGAUAAUUAAGUUUGGCACCAACAUUGACCUCUCCGAUCCCAAGAGGUGGAAGUCCCAGCUUCAGGAGUUGCAGAAGCUGCCGGCGUUUAUGCGUGUGGCAUCCAGUGGAAACAUGCUGAGUCAUGUUGGACACACCAUCCUAGGCAUGAACACUGUCCAGCUCUACAUGAAAGUUCCAGGGAGCCGAACGCCAGGUCACCAGGAGAACAAUAACUUUUGCUCGGUGAACAUCAACAUUGGCCCUGGAGACUGUGAGUGGUUCUCCGUCCAUGAGAACUACUGGCACGCCAUCAGUGACUUCUGUGAAAAGCAUGGAGUGGACUACCUGACAGGGUCCUGGUGGCCAGUGUUGGAGGACCUCUACAAAUCAAACAUCCCAGUGUACCGCUUCAUCCAGCGGCCUGGAGAUUUGGUGUGGAUCAACGCUGGAACUGUUCACUGGGUUCAGGCCGUUGGCUGGUGCAACAACAUCGCAUGGAAUGUCGGCCCUCUCAAUGCUUACCAGUACCAGCUGGCCCUUGAGAGGUUUGAGUGGAACGAAGUGAAGAAGGUGAAGUCCAUUGUCCCCAUGAUUCACGUGUCCUGGAACGCAGCCCGCACUGUCAAGAUCACUGACCCAGACACCUUCAAGCUGGUCAAACACUGCCUGCUGCAGUCCAUGAAGCACAUCCAGAUUCUGCGGGACCAACUGGUGGCUGACGGGAAGAAGUUAUCUUAUCAGAGUCGGGUCAAGGAGGAGCCUGCCUACUACUGCAACGAGUGUGACCUGGAGGUGUUCAAUUUGUUGUUUGUGACAAGUGAGAGCAACAGCAGGAAGACAUAUGUGGUUCACUGUGAGGACUGCGCACGUCAGCGGAGCCCCAACCUGACGAACGUAGUGGUGCUGGAGCAGUACCGCACAGAGGAGCUCAUGAACACAUACGACUCAUUCAAUCUGGCCUCCUCCCGGUGACAGAGCUCCCCUCCUGCGUCUCCUCAGCCAUAACCAAAACUCCUGCAAGCCAGGACAAAAGACACAGUUUCACUUUGGUUUUCAACUUAAUGUUUCAUUAUUUAAAAUCAUUUUUGCUACUACUGCGAACACUUGCCGAACAGCCAGUUGAAUACGUUUACUCACCAUUACUGUUUACAAAAAGAAAUACCAAGCCGCCAAUAAAAUACCAGUUUACUCUCAGAUGGUGCUUUUAACCAGGCACCCACAAGGGGGCAGCUGGUGCUGCCAUUGAACAAACUGCAGAGGGUACACGAUGGUUCCCAUGGUGUUUGUGUCAAUACCAGAGAACUUCAGCUGUUUCCUGUUGUCGUCUUGAAUACUGAGAUUUGUACAUGCUGUUUGCAAUUUUUGUGGGGUGCUGUCUUUUUUUAAAAAUAAUUUAUUGAUUUGUUUUUUCUAAACUAGAUCAACCUAGAUAUAUACCACAUUGGCCUUGUAUUUAGAAAAGAGACAAAAUGAAAAAUACUAAUAAUAGAGAACAUUUUUCUAGAGCAUUAAGAAUUUUAAAAAAUACAAAUGUUUGGAAUGCUUCAAAACAUACGGGUUUUAAGGACUUUGGUUGUUUUGGGGGAGAUUUCAUUUUGUCUUUCAAAUUCUUGUAUGUGUUGUAAAUCUUGUUUGUAUGAAUUAUACUUUAAUUUCCUCUGGCGAAUAAUAAGUUGUCACGCAUCAGGUCUUUUUGUUUAUUUCUUCCAUCUCUUUAAAAAAAAGAAAAAAAUCAUUGCCAUCUGGUGUUUGUGUGUUGUACCUCUGAUUGUUUUGUUCCAAUAUGCAGACUUAGUAUUUCAUGGAUUUUUUUUUUUUUUGCAUUGUACAUUUAAUUUAAAAUGUUUCUUCUAUUUAUUGGAUAUCAAUGGUCUCCCUUUUUUUAAAAGGGUUGUACAAGUUUGCGAUUUUGUUUCCCUCUUUAUUUUUUUUAUAGUAAGCGAUUGCUCCAUAAGAACUGAAAUGUGGGGUUGUGUGUCCACGGGAGUAGAGGCUGCUGUUUCUCUGGUGCUUGCCUCUCCUGCCUUUUUCUUCUGAUAUAUAUUAAAUGAUAUCUUUAUCUUGAAUAUAACACCACAUUUCCUGUAGACAAUAGGCACACUGCUCACGUAGGGAAGAUGACUAAUGGAAUGCUGUGUUUGUAUGCUCAUUAAGUGUUUUGAGAAAUGGUCAUUUUUUUUAUUACGUAGGGGCUUUUAGAUGAGAUUUUAAUGAUUUUAUGAUACCUGUUGAAUAUGAUAAUGGGAUAGAUGGUGCUAAAUGUUCUCUUUGAACAACUUCUCUUUAUCUUCUUAAAAUGAGAAUUCUAUUUUUCCUGUUGCAAUAUUACCGUAUCCCUUUUCUUCUCUUUGUGGUCUUUUAUUUAUAACUGCACUGUUUAGAGAAUUCACACAGACAUACUUGCAGACACACAUACACACACACCAAACUGAGCCAGACGUCUUAAACACUUUGUGAAUUUGUGUGAUAUUACUAUUAAUAAUAAAAACUUUUUGAUAAAUCCAAAA
Molecule: messenger RNA, 5397 nt
Organism: Anarrhichthys ocellatus (wolf-eel)
Lineage: Eukaryota; Metazoa; Chordata; Actinopteri; Perciformes; Anarhichadidae
Gene: kdm6ba
Product: lysine (K)-specific demethylase 6B, a
Exons: 13
Coding region: 53-3862 (1269 amino acids)
Biological process (GO): heart development; regulation of gene expression
Cellular component (GO): MLL3/4 complex
Molecular function (GO): histone H3K27me2/H3K27me3 demethylase activity; chromatin DNA binding; RNA polymerase II cis-regulatory region sequence-specific DNA binding
Source: RefSeq, a predicted model, not a curated record